AGCAAAUAGCAAUAGCUAGCAAAAUCCAAACAAAUGGAAGCCCUUCACUUCUACAUUUUGCUUCUAGGCAUAGCUUGGUCCAUUUUUAACAAAUAUGUCAUUCCAAAAAUAAGAAAUCUACCUCCAACUCCAUUUUCAGCCUUAACAAUAAUCGGCUACCGUAUCAUCUUUAAGCAACCCAUGCACAAAACCUUGGCUCAUAUCUCGAACCGUCAUGGCCCAAUUUUGCUACUUCGUUUUGGAUUUCGACGAGUCCUUCUUAUCUCUUCCUCAUCGGCCGCAGAGGACCUCUUUUCUAACAAUGAUAGGGUGUUUGCCAACCGACCGAAAUUGCUACCGGGCAAGAUAUUUGGAUGCAACUACUCAACCCUUGCUUGGGCACCUCAUGGAGCCCUUUGGCGUCACCUCCGUCGUGCUUCAUUCAUUGAUGUUCUUAAAUUUCAUCGUCUUCAUGACCAGCAAGACUCGUUGGCUGACGAGGUGAAGGUUUUGCUUCACGAGCUAUUCCAUAGCGAGACAAAAAUAGUUGAUUUUAAAUCUAUAUUUCAGGACCUUGUGUUUAAGGUGAUGGUGAGGAUGUUUGCCGGAAAAAGGUACUCCCAAAAGAAAAUCACAGCUGAGGGGGAGACGACGGAGUCAAAUUCAUUGAAAGAAUAUGUGAUGGAGUCAUUUAGAAUUACAACAGGAGAGACGGAUACUGGGUAUUUUAUGCCGAUAUUGAAGGCACUGGGACUGAUGAAUGCGUUGGAAGAAAGGUGCAAGAAGUUGCAAGAAAAGGGAGACUCGCUCUUGAGCCGCUUAAUUGAAGAGCUAAGACCAUCCAUAGCCGAAUUUUCUAAUCAAACUUGUGAGACCGAGGAAAAAGUACUUAAUUUCUUGCUAGCUAGACAAAAGGAUGAUCCAAAAAAUUACCGUGAUGAUAUUAUCAAAGGACUCAUGCUUGGCCUAAUGACAGCAGGUACUACUACAUCAGCUGGUACUAUGGAAUGGGCCAUUUCUCUCUUAAUUAAGCAUCCAGAAGUUCUACAAAAAGCACAAACUGAAAUCGAUAAUUAUGUUGGCAAUAAUCGAUUCCUAAAGCUUGAAGACUUAGAGCAUCUGCCAUAUCUCCGUUGCAUUGUAAAAGAGACAAUGCGAUUAUACCCUGUUGCCCCAUUGCUAGUUCCUCAUGAGUCAUCAAAGAAAUGUAAAGUUGGAGGAUAUAAUGUACCUAAAGGCACCAUGUUAAUGGUGAAUGUUUGGGCUAUUCAAAAUGACCCAAAUAUAUGGAAACAACCUACAGAGUUCAUUCCAGAAAGAUUUGAAAAGAUUGUCGAUGAAAGAGAUGGAUUUAAGCUAAUGCCGUUUGGGUAUGGAAUGAGGAGUUGUCCCGGAAAGCAUAUGGCAUUGCGUGUUAUCCAUUACGUUUUGGGCUCACUGAUUCAGUGCUUCGACUGGGAGCCCGUUAGUCAGGAGAUGAUUAACUUGACCGAACAAACUGGCAUUGCGUUGCUAAAGGAAGAUCCUUUGAAGCUUGUAUGCCGCCCACGUCCCACUAUGAAGAAUCUAUUGUCUCAAACAUGAGCAAUCUGUGUCAAUGCAAGAGCUAUAUAUGUUGUUUUAGUAUGUGAUAUAUGCCUUUAAUUUCUGUUGUAUAAUAUAGUGUUAGCUAAGUAGGUGGUAUUUGACAGUGUUGUUUGGGCUUAUUUAUCAAUAAUUGUUUAUAUAUUGUGUCAAGGAGAAAUGAAGCUCCAAUACUUGAUAAUCUCAAUUCUAUGAAAUCUUAACUAAUUUAUCUAU
This is a messenger RNA of Erigeron canadensis, 1779 nucleotides long. Its product is annotated as cytochrome P450 81Q32-like. The transcript is spliced from 3 exons. The record is from RefSeq and is a predicted model, not a curated record. NCBI's taxonomy places the organism in Eukaryota, Viridiplantae, Streptophyta, Magnoliopsida, Asterales, Asteraceae. The coding region runs from base 34 to 1563 and encodes 509 amino acids. Gene Ontology annotation, molecular function: oxidoreductase activity, acting on paired donors, with incorporation or reduction of molecular oxygen; heme binding; iron ion binding.